Pseudogymnoascus destructans is the source of this 1102-nucleotide messenger RNA. RefSeq lists its product as uncharacterized. The record is from RefSeq and is a predicted model, not a curated record. Gene Ontology annotation, cellular component: mitochondrion. The transcript is spliced from 3 exons. Bases 52 to 1098 code for a protein of 348 amino acids. Gene Ontology annotation, molecular function: oxidoreductase activity; zinc ion binding. NCBI's taxonomy places the organism in Eukaryota, Fungi, Ascomycota, Leotiomycetes, Thelebolales, Thelebolaceae.
CAGAAAGGCGUUGGCUAUAACAAAGCACAGAACUGCUUGUUUUGGAGAAAAAUGAAGGCUCUUGUCGUGGAUAAGUUUGUUAAUAAUUAUAACGAGCUUAAAGUAACUGAGCUGGGGCACCAUGAUGUCCCAUAUGGCCAUGCUCUGGUGCAAGUGAAAGCGGCUGGCAUCACCUUUGUUGACCUUUUAUAUGCCCGUGGUAAACAUCAAAACAACAAAUCACUUCACACACCCCCAUUCACUCUAGGCAGUGAAUUCUCCGGCGCCAUCCUCUUAACCAAUCCCCCCGCUCUACCCUUCUCUUCCUUCUCCCCCGGCGCCCGCGUCUACGGUUCACACCUCGGUGCCUUCGCAACACACAUCUACGUUCCCCUCACUUCCUUCCGCAAAAUCCCCUCCUCGUGGUCGUUCCAAGAUGCAGCGGGCAUUAGCUCAACCUUGCCCGUCUCAUACGGUGCGCUGAAGAGGGCGGGCUUGGAGAAGGGGCAGUCUGUGCUCGUGCAUGCUGCGGCAGGAGGGCUGGGGUUGAUGGCUGUGCAAAUCGCCAAAGCUCUUGGUUGUACUGUCAUUGCGACGGCGUCUACAACUGCGAAACUGGCUGUGGCGAAGAAGUUUGGGGCUGAUUACCUAGUAAACUACUCGGAUGAGGGAUGGGAGAAGCGGGUACUGGAAGUAACCGGCGGCGAUGGUGUGGAUGUUGUAUACGACCCCGUGGGCCUUGUUGACCAAAGCCUGAGGUGUCUGAAGCAUGGCGGACGCAUACUGCUUAUCGGCUUCGCGGGAAGAGAAGGGAAUAUGGAGAAGAUUGCAAUGAAUCGUGUGUUGCUGAAACAGGCAGUGAUUAUUGGGUAUAGAUAUGGGGAGACUCAUCGACGGAACCCCGAAGAAACGAGAGCUAUUUGGGAAACUUUAGAUCCCAUGAUCACAAAUGGCGACGUUAAGCCAACGGUAUAUGAUGGGGACUUCAAAGGCCUGGAGAGCAUCCCUCGCGCGAUGCAGGAGAUGGCCGACCGAAAGGUCUGGGGUAAGGCUGUGAUCAUUCUUGAUGAUCAAGUCGAAAAUAGUGAAAAAAAGGUGGAUAUUCGGGCGAAUAUAUAAUUUU